Messenger RNA from Adineta steineri, 936 nucleotides. The record is from the annotation of a GenBank genome assembly. NCBI's taxonomy places the organism in Eukaryota, Metazoa, Rotifera, Eurotatoria, Adinetida, Adinetidae.
AUGAUAUUUUUUCUUUUACUAUAUUUUUUUCCAUAUAUUCAUGGUGAUUGUCUCGAAUUUACUAAUAAUCUCUUAAUAAACGAAUGUUUAAUUAAACAAAGUAUUAAUCAUAGUACAACUAUCGAAAAUUAUUAUACCGAAUGUUUACAAUGUACAAUUCAAACAUCAAUUAAAUCUGAUUAUAUUAAAUUUGAAGAAAAUAAUCAAUGUUUAACAAUAAAACUUCAAUGUAUUCAAUUAAUAUUUAAUACACAAGAUAUUUUCGAAGAUUUUUUUCAAUUACAUCAACAAUAUAUUUAUGAUUUAUUUCAUAAAGAUGAUAAUAGUAUAAAACAAAAUACUUUACAUAUUAUAAUUAAAGAAAUUCUAUUUGAAGAAAUUAAUAUUGAAUAUAUUGAAAGAAUAUUUCAAUUUCAAUAUCAAGCAUAUCGUGUAUUACUUAUUGAAUUAUAUUUACAAAAUUCUCAUAUAAAAAUUCAUUAUAAUCUUCAUAAUAUAACACGUUUAUCAAUGAAAAUAAUUAUUAAUUGUGGAAAUGAAAUAACAUCAUUACAAACUAUUUAUGUAAUUCAUAAUCAGAAAAUGUUUUUAGAAAGUGAACAAGAAUUUUGUUCAUAUAUUUCUAUUCCGCCAACAUCAACAACAAUUUCUAAUGAAAUAUUAUCUGUAUCACAUGAUAAAUCAAAAGAUAUUAUUCUUAUUAUUUUUCUAUUAACAGGUUUUUUAUUAUGUAUAUUACUAACAUUAUCAAUCUAUUGUUUUAAACGUUUAAGACGAUAUUAUUAUAGAUUAGCUAAGGACAAUGAUAUAUCGAGUGAAUCAACAAUUAGUGAAGAUAUCAGUACGGAUUCAUCGUUAUCAUUAAAUGAAAUACCUAAAUUGACACCAUCAUUACGUGGAGUACGUGCUAUACGAUUACUUGAUGAUGAUAUUUAA